AUGGCGGCUCAGGCCAAACCUGAUUCCAGUUAUGCGUCCAAUCGCAUGACGAAGAGCAAUCCUCCGUCCAGACAUCUUUUGUCUACUUUCAAUAAACCUGAGCCCGAAGAUGCGAAUAUCGAUUCCGCGACAAUCAAGAAAGAGGCUGGUCAACCUAGUGUCGAAGGAAAACCGGAGAUUGAUACAGACGCCGAACCUUUGAGCUCCGAUGAAGAGGAAGCAGAAGGCUCCAAUGUGGAUGUUGCUCCAACUAGCAUUAAGAAAGAAGCCGAGGUUGGUACGGAUGCCAAACCUUUAAGCGCCAGCCAAGAGGAAGUCGAAGACCCUAUGCCGGACAUUGCUCGGCCUAGCAUCGAGAACAAGCUAGAGAUUGAUACGGACAUAGAGUCUCUCAGCUCUCCUCUGAGUUCACCACCUCUGAGCUCCCCGCCUCCAAGCUCUCCGCCUCUCGGCUGCAAUGAAGAGGGUUCGGAAAACCCGAUUUCAAAUGCCGCUCAACCUAACAUCAAGAAAGAGUGGGAUAUCGACACCGAUGCUGACCCUUUAAGCUCCGAUGAAGAGCAAGCUAGCGAUAGCGAUGCUUCCCCGUAUCGCAAAGAGGUGAACUAUACGACUACGAGUUUGGAGGCGAAGCUUGCCGAAGGAAACAGUAGUCCACAAACCCAUAGUCGAAACCCUCGCAAAGGCGAAUUUUCGCGAAACCUCAGCGCCAUGAUGGGCUCUGAUAGUGACGAUUUAUUUUCCUUCUCCUCGCAGAGUCACAAGCGGCGAAAGGCAACGAAAUAUGCAGCCGUCGCCAGUGGGGAAGCCCCCAAAGAACCCGAGGAGACCUUUAUUAUGCCAAAGGAUGUUGAAAGUUCGAGUUUCAGAGAACCUCGUGGCGGGGAAGACUCAAACUCCAGUUUCUCGCACGGCCCAUACACCAUGGAAGAAUACGAAGCAAUGUUGCUUGACGAUGAUUCACCUCUCUCGUCCCCGACUUCUUCCACUUGUGAGCAAAUGUCGCAACUCGAUGAAUUCACAACGAAAGAGAAGCGCCAACCAUCACCACCCCCCAAGCCCUGUGCCCGAUAUGCCCCGAAGCAACGUAUUCGCGAACAGGUGAUGUUCUGUGAAUCACACAAACUCCGCAGUGCGAUGGAUUUGUGGCGUGACCGCGGGUACCCCGAGAUUCAUUGGGAUGGGUUUGAAGAGCGUGUUCAGAGUUAUUUCCCCGAACUUGAAAAACUACUUGUCCCUGGUGCUUCAUCUUAUUACCGAAACAUCCUUAGUACCUCUUUCGCACCAGGGAAAGCGAGAAACUUCCGUGUGAGAGUGGAUGAUGCCAAGACACUUGAGACGAUGACCUGUGGUUAUUAUGGUACCAGGGGUGCAACCAAAAUACUAGAAACAAUCAUCAGCCGGUUUUCUGUGAUUGUACGUCGCCUGGCAACAACAGAUGAACUUAUCAAGACGGCGGGCGUGGCUGGCUACACACAAUCUGUCCUUGUGCCUGAGCUGGCUGUGCUCAUGGUCAAGGAUGACAUGAAAGUUAACGACGAAGACGCUCGUCGGAUUAUGAGGGAGAGUAUGGACAUUGGUGCAAGAGUCCACCCAGAUCUCAAUGUUGUCCAGGUACAGGAAGAUGUUGAAGAAUCAUGA
Penicillium crustosum is the source of this 1641-nucleotide messenger RNA. RefSeq names its product RTC4 family protein. Bases 1 to 1641 code for a protein of 546 amino acids. The record is from RefSeq and is a predicted model, not a curated record. Lineage: Eukaryota; Fungi; Ascomycota; Eurotiomycetes; Eurotiales; Aspergillaceae. The transcript has 4 exons.